Molecule: messenger RNA, 2591 nt
Organism: Dama dama (fallow deer)
Lineage: Eukaryota; Metazoa; Chordata; Mammalia; Artiodactyla; Cervidae
Gene: NOC2L
Product: NOC2 like nucleolar associated transcriptional repressor
Exons: 19
Coding region: 131-2407 (758 amino acids)
Biological process (GO): negative regulation of transcription by RNA polymerase II; ribosomal large subunit biogenesis
Cellular component (GO): Noc1p-Noc2p complex; nucleolus; nucleoplasm
Molecular function (GO): transcription corepressor activity; histone binding
Source: RefSeq, a predicted model, not a curated record
CAGCCACCGUUGUAGAACCCUAAAGCCACCUGAAGGGGCGGGGCCAGGGGCGGGGUCGGCCUGCAGGAAGUUCUCCUGGCGCAAGAGCUGCUGGGACCGGAAGUAAGGCGCACGUUGAGGUCCGGCAGUCAUGGCGGCGGCGCUGAGCCGCAAGCGGCGCCUUGAGGAGCUGACGGUGGAUGAGUUUCUGGCCUCGGGCUUUGAUUCCGAGUCCGAAUCGGAGCCCGAAGGAACCCCAGAGGCGGAGACGCAGGCGGUGCGCGCGGCAGCCCGGGGCCCGGAUGGACCAGGUGGGAGUCCCUUGGCCAGACUUGAAGACCCCCACCUUCUCAGUCGGCGUAAAGGUGGUGCAUCUGAGCACAAGGACCAGCUCUCUCGGCUGAAGGACAAAGACCCUGAGUUCUACAAGUUCCUGCAGGAGAAUGACCAGAGCCUGCUGAACUUCAGCGAUUCAGACAGCUCUGAGGAUGAAGAGGAGCAGCUCCACUCCCUGCCGAACAUGCUGGAAGAAGCAAGUGAAGAGGAGGAAGAGGAGGAGGAGGAGGAGGACGGGGUCCCCAGAGGACCUGAGGGGAAGAGGAGGGAUUCUGUCCCUGUGACCCUCACCAUGGUUGAGAAAUGGAAGCAGGCAGCAAAGCAGCACCUUACACCAAAGUUGUUCCGUGAAGUUGUGCAGGCAUUCCGAGCGGCUGUGGCCACCACCCAAGGAGAGGAGGAAGGCGCUGAGACCAGUAAAUUCCAGGUCACGGACAGUGCUGUGUUCAAUGCUCUGGUCACCUUCUGCAUCAGAGAUCUUUUUGGCUGUCUCCAGAAGCUGUUGUUCGGAAAAGCCCCAAAAGACAGCAGCAGGGUGCUGCAGCCGUCCAGUAGCCCGCUGUGGCCCAAGCUCCGGCUGGAUGUCAAGGCUUACCUGAGCUCCGUCAUCCAGCUGGUGGCCUGUGUGACAGAGGCGACAGUGGCAGUAGCUGUCCUCCAGCACGUGGGCAGCUCUGUGCCCUACUACCUGACCUUUCCCAAGCAGUGCCGCAUGCUGCUAAAGAGGAUGGUGGUCCUGUGGAGCACUGGUGAGGAGACACUGCGGGUGCUGGCCUUCGUGGUCCUCAUCAAGGUCUGCCGGCACAGGAAGGAUGUCUUCCUGAGCCCCGUCCUCAAGCAAAUGUAUAUCACGUACGUGAGGAACUGCAAGUUCACCUCUCCCAGCACCCUGCCCCUCAUCAGCUUCAUGCAGCGGACCCUGACGGAGCUGCUGGCUCUGGACACCGGCGUGGCCUACCAGCACGCCUUCCUCUACAUCCGCCAGCUCGCCAUCCACUUGCGCAACGCCAUGACAACACGCAGGAAGGAGACAUACCAGUCAGUGUACAACUGGCAGUUCGUGCACUGCCUCUACCUGUGGUGCCGUGCCCUCAGCACCAUCUGCCCCAGUGAGGCUCUGCAGCCCUUGAUCUACCCGCUCUCCCAGGUUGUCGUCGGCUGCAUCAAGUUGGUCCCCACGGCCCGCUUUUACCCACUGCGCAUGCACUGCGUGCGCGCCCUGACGCUGCUCUCGGAGAGCACGGGCACCUUCAUCCCAGUGCUGCCCUUCAUCCUCGAGAUUUUCCAGCAGGUUGACUUCAACAGGAGGCCAGGGCGCAUAAGCUCCAGGCCCAUCAACUUCGCUGUGAUCCUGAAGCUGUCCAAGGUCAACCUGCAGGAGAAGGCAUAUCGGGAUGGCCUGGUGGAGCAGCUGUAUGACCUCACCCUGGAGUACCUGCACAGUCAGGCCCACAGCAUCGCAUUCCCUGAGCUGGUGCUGCCCGCUGUCCUGCAGCUGAAAUCCUUCCUCCGGGAGUGCAAGGUGGCCAACUACUGCCGUCAGGUGCGCCAGCUGCUCGAGAAGGUGCAGGAGAAUGCAGAGCACGUCCGCAGUGCCCGCCAGAGAGUCUCCUUCGGCGUGUCUGAUCAGCGUGCAGUGGAUGCCUGGGAGAAGCGAACCCGAGAGCAGGGGACCCCGCUUACCAAGUACUACAGCCAGUGGCGAAAGCUGAGGGACCGCGAGAUUCAGCUGGAGAUUAGUGGCAAAGAACGACUGGAAGACUUGAACUUCCCAGAGGUAAAGCGCCGCAAGGUGGGGGACAGGAAGGAUGAGGACAGGGCAGAAUUCAAGGACCUCUUCGAUCUGGAUAGUGAUGAUCAGGAUGAUGCCCCGGACUUCACAAAGAGAGGGAUGCCUGGGUCCCCAGGAGCUUGGCAGAAAGUGGAGGAGGAGGAUGAUGACAGCAGCAGUAGCAACGGGGAGGAGGAAGUCAGCAAGUCAGAGGAUGGAAGCCCAGACACAGAGGCGGGGCUGGACCCCCAGGAGCUGUGGCAGCUGGCCCAGGGGCCAGAGGACGAGCUGCAGGAUCUACAACUCUCUGAGGAGGACUGAGGACUGCCCACCUAGAGUCUUGCGGGGGCUGCUGUGCAGUGUUCCCGCCUCCCCAGGCAGUCAAGCAUGCUGCUUCUCCACUGGGGCUGAGCCCAGAGGCCCUGAGGUUAGCGCCCCUGCAGGGUGAAAGGGCAGUAGAUGGUGGACAGGCCUUUAUUUUUACAACAUAAAAGACCAGAAAGUA